AGUAAUAAAAGGAUUGCAAGAAGAAGAGCCAGAAAUGCUAUUAAACGUCCUCCUCACCCAUCUUGUUUCCUUUCGAACCCUAAUCUUCAUCAUACAUCAUUCAUGGCCACUGCUUCUGCUACUUUCUACCUCUCUCCCUCCACCGCCCGCCUUUCCUGUAACCUUUAUCGGUCCUCUUUCUCUCAAUUUCCGCAGUUUCGAAGAUCCCUCGUAAUCAAGGCCUCCACUACUCUAGAUUAUCCAAAAGUUUCUACCGUCAAUAAGCCCUCGACCCCAUCCCCAUCGAAGACCGGAAACUGGCAAUGGAAAUUCAAUGAGAAGUCUGUUAAUAUCUAUUAUGAGGAACAUGAUGGGGAGAAACCUGAGUCCCGCAAGAACAUCCUUAUGUUACCCACCAUUUCUGAUGUUAGCACUGUAGAGGAAUGGAGAUGUGUAGCUGAAGACGUUGUUGCACGGAGUGGAAAUGUCAAUUGGCGGACUACUAUUCUUGACUGGCCUGGUCUGGGUUACUCUGAUAGGCCAAAGUUGGAUUACAAUGCUGAUGUGAUAGAGAAUUUCUUGGUAGAAUUUAUGAAUGCACCUGAUAGUCCAUUACGUAACUCAGAUGAUGAAUUGGUAGUUGUUGGAGGAGGGCAUGCAGCCACAAUAGCACUUCGAGCUUUGAAAAAGGGUUUGGUUAAAUUCUCAGCAAUUGCUGCUGUUGCACCUACCUGGGCUGGUCCGCUCCCUAUUGUUUUCGGUCGAGACUCCAACAUGGAAUCAAGGUAUGGGCUGUUGAGGGGCACCUUGAGGACCCCUGCUGUGGGUUGGAUGAUGUACAAUGUGCUUGUCAGCAACGAGAAGGCUAUCGAAUCGCAGUACAAAUCUCAUGUCUAUGCAGAUCCUGAGAAGGUGACUCCCGGCAUCAUCGAGACCAGGUAUGCCCUGACAAAACAGAAAGGGGCACGUUAUUUGCCUGCUGCAUUCUUGACUGGCCUACUUGACCCUGUUAAGUCGCGGGAAGAGUUCCUUGAACUGUUCACAGCUUUGGAGGGGAAGACUCCUGUUCUUGUUGUGUCAACCAUAGCCUCACCCAAGAGGUCAAAGGCAGAGAUGGUUGCUCUGAAGGGAGCUAAAGGGGUCAGCAAGUUCGUCGAGGUUCCAGGGGCUCUUCUACCCCAUGAAGAAUAUCCUACUAGUGUUGCAGAGGAACUUUACAGGUUCUUACAGGAGAACUUUGACCCCCAGUUUCAAAAUUGAUAUUGCUUGGAACUAUUAUUGAAAUGAAGGGAAAUAAUCAUGUUUUACAUUGUACCCAACAAGAGAACUUACCUCUA
This is a messenger RNA of Telopea speciosissima, 1316 nucleotides long. RefSeq lists its product as uncharacterized. The transcript has 4 exons. Bases 103 to 1239 code for a protein of 378 amino acids. Gene Ontology annotation, cellular component: chloroplast. The record is from RefSeq and is a predicted model, not a curated record. Lineage: Eukaryota; Viridiplantae; Streptophyta; Magnoliopsida; Proteales; Proteaceae.